AUGUCUCCACAUCCAAAAUGUCCAUGCAAAGGUAGUUGUGUGAAUUGUAUGAAAAAGUUUAGUGGUAUUGUGAAGAAUAAAAUUGGAGUGAGUAAGGUGCUUAAUAGCUUGAAAAAGAUUGGUUGGGGAGGUGAAUUCUUCUCCCGUGAACAACCAUCUCCAUCAAUGAACUCUUCGAAUUGCUCAUCAUCUGGAGUGGUAUCACCAUUGCUUAAUAGAAGAUCAUCAGUAGCAAAUCUGGCCACAUGUUCGACAGGUGCUGUUGGAGAAUCCUCAACAAACUCCUCUGUCACUUCCCUUAUUUCAUCAACUUCAUCGGAUAACUUGAUGGUUGUUGGUUCUUCAUCUUCAUCAUCAACGAAUUGUUCCACCUUCUCGCCUACUUGUCGUUCUGUUGCUCAUCAUCACCACGAACAGAAAGCAACAUCAUGUACAGUUCAAGAAUCAUCCUCCAUGUAA
This is a messenger RNA of Naegleria gruberi, 459 nucleotides long. RefSeq lists its product as uncharacterized. Bases 1 to 459 code for a protein of 152 amino acids. Lineage: Eukaryota; Heterolobosea; Eutetramitea; Acrasida; Naegleriidae. The record is from RefSeq and is a predicted model, not a curated record. The transcript has a single exon.